UAUUUUAUAUUUGUAAUAUUUUGCAUUUUUCUUUCUACUUGGUUCUCCCUUACCCAAGUAAGAAUUCUAUUUGUUAGAAAAUUCAGCAAGUUAAUGUUUCAUGUAGCACUUGAACGUAGAAAUUGCUAUUAAGAAACUGCUUUCAGACUUUUCAGGUGUUCAUGUAAGAGAAUAUGAUUCUAUUAAUUUUUUUUAUAGUUGUGGUUUAUUUCCUUUAGAAUAAGUGAAUUAUUUUUACCUCUUGAGGCUUUUUUGGCUGACGCUGAAAGUGUUUUUAGAGAAUAAUUUAGACAUUCCUGGAAAAGACGAAAACCUAAAGCAUUGGAAAUAAUUUCUGUAUCAUGAGAAUUAUAUUGGGCACAAAUUAACAAAUCAGUGUAGAAAGCAAAUGAAAUACAUUGCAUAUGGCAGUAAGAACUUCUUAACUUGGUAUGAAUAUAACACAAACUAUGCAUGCAAAUGGUGGUAAAAACUUGAAAGAUGCAUCCCUGAGACUCUGGUCUCUUCUCUGUCUACUUCAGUCUCAUUCCAUAAAUGUUUUAAACUGUCCUCUGAGCAGAACUAGAUCCAGGAUGUCUUAUUCUGAGUGAGAGCCCUGGCUGGUGUGGCUUGUAUUCCUUAGUGCAGCAAACCUUGAAUUUUUUGUGCACCAAGGGUAACUUCAAGUUGGAUACAGUCAUGUGGCUGAAAAACCUACACAUAUAGUUCUAGAAUUAUUGAAGGCUGGAAGAAACUGCUGUUACAUGUUAUUGACUGUUCAUUCCCAACCUUGAAUACCCUUCUGAAAUAAAGUUCUUUAAAGGGGUUAGUUCUAGCUUUGCAGUUCACUGUCUGUUCACAUAAAUGUGCAUUAAAGUAAGGACAUCAAGUUGUUAAUUCUGCUCUUAAAACUGUCAAGAUUGAUGGUCACUGUUAUUUUAGUAGAACAGAUAAGCUUGGGCACUGUUCUGCCUUAUCAAGUUUCUGUAACUGUCUAAAGCUCCUGUAACUAGUCUAAAGCCCCAGGAAGCAAGAUUUGUUUCAGGUGUUUCUCCCUCCAAAUUCAGCUUCAGCAAGUUCUUACAGUUUCUUAUUCUAUUAAUUUUUAAAAUAAUGUAGUGGACAAAGAUGGAACAUCAUAGCAAGUAUAUUUAUUACUCAAAGCUGGCUGAGCAGGACUAGUUUGGGGUUUUUUUCUGCUUCACUGUUAGCUAGUUUCAGUUAGCUCAUGUUCAGUCGAUUUCUGUCCACAGAUUUGGAACACAUGUACUUACAUCUCAGAUGUUUUCAAUUUAAAAUCUGUUCUUCAAGUAGAUGUGUUUUUUUGCUUUUUAUUUGUAGAUGGUCCUGUAGUAUUUUUCUUUUAUUGAAGAACUUGAUAUUCUUCCUUGCUAUUGAAAUAGAAACUUAGAAUGAUACAAUUAUUGGCUUACUCCCAUAAUAAUGUUGACAUUGAUCUUGUCAGAUCUUAUUUACUUCCAAUACAAAUCAUAGAAAUGAAGGCCAGGACUAGGAAACUUUAUUACAGCAGAAAGUAACAGUGAUGGUUUAGGGAGGAUAACUUUUUUUCUUUACCUGAAUUAGCUCAAAUUCCUUCCCACUAUAUGAUACUUCAAGUGUGUUCAGCCUCAUGUGAGCUCAGCUCUGCUAUGGUUACAGUGGCACACAAUGCUGUUUUGGUUGCGUGUACUUUUCAAGUUAUGAAUGUGCAUAUACUUCUUCCUUUGCACUUUUUUUGAGAAUGCUUUUUUUAUCUCAGUGACAUGAUUGUACUUUGGGGCAGGUUCUUCAUGAAGGUACACAGAAACCAAAAUUGUAGUUUAGAGUAUAUGUUGUUUCACAGCUUUUCCAGAUCAAGCUGGAACUCUAGGUAAGUCUAAAUUCCCUUGCUUCUUGCAGCAGGGUAGCUAACCUGGUAUCACUGUUAUGAAAUGUGUAGCAAAGGAGAUAGAAUUAUUUGUCAUAUUGGAUCCUAUGUUGUUUUUUAUUAGCAGCCUUUCAAAAUAAGGUUGGUUUUCUCCUCUUAAUUCCCUCCUGGCGAUUUUAUAGAGCUGUUUUAUAUGUUCUCAAAGUUGUAGUUACCAUUUGAAAAAGAAACACAACAUAGGUGGAACAGUAAACAAAGAAGAGGUGCUGCUCAUCUAAAGUGAUUUAUAAAACUGAAGUGACUGGGCUUACAUAGAAGAAUGAUUGAGGAAACAGCUUCAGCUUUUACUAUGGAAAAGUAGGCUGGGCUGGAACAAAAAUGCAAUGAAAGAAACACUGGAUGAAUGAAUGAAAAGCCCUGCUUUGCAAUCCCUCAGCAUGGCGGGACUGCAGCUCAUGACCCCUGCUUCCUCCCCAAUGGGUCCAUUUUUUGGACUACCAUGGCAACAAGAAGCAAUUCAUGAUAACAUUUACACGCCAAGAAAAUAUCAGGUUGAACUGCUUGAAGCAGCUUUGGAUCAUAAUACAAUAGUCUGCUUAAACACUGGCUCAGGGAAGACUUUUAUUGCAGUACUACUCACUAAAGAGCUGUCCUAUCAGAUCAGGGGAGAUUUCAACAAAAAUGGAAAAAGAACUGUGUUCUUGGUCAACUCUGCAAAUCAAGUUGCUCAACAAGUGUCAGCUGUCAGGACACAUUCAGACCUUAAAGUGGGAGAGUAUUCAAGUUUAGAGAUAACUGAAUCAUGGACAAAAGAGAAGUGGAGUCAGGAAUUCUCUAAGCAUCAGGUUCUGGUUAUGACAUGUCACGUUGCUUUGACUGUUCUGAGAAAUGAGUAUUUAUCCCUGUCUAAUAUUAAUCUUCUGGUGUUUGAUGAGUGCCAUCUUGCAAUCCAGGAUCAUCCAUACCGUGAAAUUAUGAAGAUCUGUGAGGAUUAUCCAUCAUGUCCACGAAUUUUGGGAUUAACAGCUUCCAUUUUAAAUGGGAAAUGUGAUCCUGCUGAGUUAGAGGAGAAGAUCCAGAAACUGGAGAAAAUUUUAAAGAGCAAUGCUGAAACUGCAACUGAUUUGGUGGUCUUAGACAGAUAUGCUUCUCAGCCGUGUGAGAUUGUUGUAGACUGUGGACCAUAUACUGACAAAAGUGGGUUGUAUGGAAGAUUAUUAAAGGAAUUGGAUGAAGCACUUGCUUUUCUAAAUGACUGCAACAUAUCUGUACAUUCAAAAGAAAGAGAUUCUACCUUAAUUUCUAAGCAGAUAUUGUCAGACUGUCGAGCUGUGUUGGUUGUUCUGGGACCCUGGUGUGCAGAUAAGGUAGCUGGGAUGAUGGUGAGAGAGCUGCAGAAGUAUAUCAAACAUGAACAAGAGGAGCUGCACAGGAAAUUUUUAUUGUUUACAGACACUUUCCUAAGGAAAAUACAUGCACUCUGUGAAGAGCACUUCUCGCCUGCCUCACUUGACCUAAAAUUUGUGACCCCAAAAGUAAUAAAGCUGCUUGAAAUCUUGCGCAAAUACAAACCAUAUGAACGGCAGCAGUUUGAAAGUGUUGAAUGGUAUAACAAUAGGAACCAGGAUAAUUAUGUAUCUUGGAGUGAUUCUGAAGAUGAUGAUGAGGACGAAGAAAUUGAGGAGAAAGAGAAGCCAGAGACUAAUUUCCCAUCUCCCUUUACUAAUAUUUUAUGUGGAAUUAUUUUUGUGGAAAGAAGAUACACAGCGGUUGUUCUAAAUAGGUUGAUAAAAGAAGCUGGCAAGCAAGAUCCAGAACUGGCUUACAUCAGUAGCAAUUUUAUAACUGGACAUGGCAUUGGCAAGAACCAGCCUCGUAACAAGCAGAUGGAAGUAGAAUUUAGAAAACAGGAAGAGGUUCUUAGAAAAUUUCGAGCACAUGAAACCAACCUACUUAUUGCUACUAGUAUUGUAGAAGAGGGUGUUGACAUACCAAAAUGCAACUUGGUGGUGCGUUUUGAUUUGCCCACGGAGUACCGCUCCUAUGUGCAGUCAAAAGGAAGAGCCAGAGCACCAAUUUCCAAUUACAUUAUGUUAGCAGAUACAGACAAAAUCAAAAGUUUUGAAGAAGAUCUUAAGACAUAUAAAGCAAUUGAGAAGAUCCUCAGAAACAAAUGCUCAAAAUCUGUUGAUACCAAUGAAACUGAAACUGAACCCAUUGUUGAUGAUGAUGAUGUAUUUCCACCCUACGUAUUGAGGCCAGAUGAAAACAGUCCAAGAGUUACUAUUAACACUGCUAUUGGACACAUAAAUAGGUACUGCGCUAGAUUACCAAGUGAUCCAUUUACACACCUAGCUCCCAAGUGUAAAACCCGGGAACUACCUGACCAUACGUUUUACUCUACUCUCUACCUGCCAAUCAACUCACCUCUUCGAGCUUCAAUUGUUGGUCCUCCAAUGAGUUGUGCAAGACUGGCUGAGAGAGUUGUAGCUCUUAUUUGCUGUGAAAAACUGCACAAAAUUGGUGAACUGGAUGAUCAUUUGAUGCCAGUUGGUAAAGAAACGGUUAAAUAUGAGGAGGAACUUGAUUUACACGAUGAAGAAGAAACCAGUGUUCCAGGAAGGCCAGGCUCUACAAAAAGAAGACAGUGCUAUCCUAAAGCUAUUCCAGAGUGUUUGAGGGAUAGUUACCCCAAACCUGAUCAACCCUGUUACCUGUAUGUAAUAGGAAUGGUGUUAACAACUCCUCUACCUGAUGAGCUCAACUUCAGGAGACGAAAGCUAUAUCCUCCUGAGGAUACAACAAGAUGUUUUGGCAUAUUGACAGCCAAACCUAUACCUCAAAUUCCUCACUUUCCUGUGUAUACUCGCUCUGGAGAGGUUACAAUAUCUAUUGAGCUUAAGAAAUCUGGUUUUACUCUGUCUCUGCAAAUGCUUGAGCUGAUAACAAGACUCCACCAGUACAUUUUUUCACAUAUUCUUCGUCUUGAGAAACCUGCACUAGAGUUCAAACCCACAGAAGCUGAUUCAGCCUAUUGUGUUCUACCUCUUAAUGUUGUUGAUGACUCCAGCACUUUGGACAUUGACUUUAAGUUUAUGGAAGACAUUGAGAAAUCUGAGGCACGUACAGGCAUUCCCAGUACUCAGUAUACAAAAGAAAUGCCUUUUAUUUUCAAGUUAGAAGAUUACCAGGACGCAGUUAUCAUUCCACGGUAUCGAAAUUUUGAUCAGCCUCAUCGAUUCUAUGUAGCUGAUGUGUACACUGAUCUUACUCCACUCAGUAAAUUCCCUUCCCCUGAAUAUGAAACUUUUGCUGAAUAUUAUAAAACAAAGUAUAAUCUUGACCUAACCAAUCUCAACCAGCCACUGCUGGAUGUGGACCACACAUCUUCAAGACUUAAUCUUUUGACUCCUCGCCAUUUGAAUCAGAAGGGAAAGGCACUUCCACUAAGCAGUGCUGAGAAGAGGAAGGCAAAGUGGGAAAGUUUGCAGAAUAAGCAGAUACUGGUUCCUGAGCUUUGUGCUAUACAUCCUAUUCCAGCAUCAUUGUGGAGAAAAGCAGUUUGCCUCCCCAGCAUACUUUACCGCCUGCACUGCCUUUUGACAGCAGAGGAACUAAGAGCUCAAACAGCCACUGAUGCUGGUGUAGGGGUUAAAUCACUUCCUGCAGAUUUCAGAUAUCCUAACUUGGACUUUGGAUGGAAAAAAUCUAUUGACAGCAAAUCCUUCAUCUCUCUUCCUAACUCCUCAGUAGUAGAGAAUGAAAAUUACUGUAAGCACAGCACAAUUGUAGUCCCUGAAAAUGCUGCACAUCAAGGUGCUAAUAGAACCUCUUCUGCAGAAAACCAUGACCAAAUGUCUGUGAGUUACAGAACAUUGCUCAAUGAGUCACCCAGUAAACUCCAAAUUGAUGUCUCGGCAGAACUUGCAGCAAUUAAUGGUGUUUCUUAUAAUAAAAAUCUUGCCAAUGGCAAUUGUGAUUUAGUUAACAGAGACUUUUGCCAAGGAAAUCAGCUGAAUUACUGCAGGCAGGAAAUACCUGUACAACCAACUACCUCAUAUCCCAUUCAGAAUUUAUACAACAGUGAGAACCAGCCCAAGCCCAGCAAUGAAUGUACUCUACUGAGUAAUAAAUACCUUGAUGGAAAUGCUAACAGAUCUACCUCAGAUGGAUGCCCCAAAAUGGCAGUGACCACCAGUACUUCAAAAGCUAAUAAUCUUUCAAAAGACAGAGCAGAUUCUGAAAAGAGCCCUUCCACUGGGUACUCCUCAAAAACUCUCGGUCCUAAUCCUGGUCUCAUUCUUCAAGCUUUGACUCUUUCAAAUGCUAGUGAUGGAUUUAACCUGGAGCGGCUAGAAAUGCUUGGUGAUUCGUUUUUAAAGCAUGCCAUCACUACGUACUUGUUUUGCACUUACCCUGAUGCUCACGAGGGACGGCUGUCAUAUAUGAGAAGCAAAAAAGUCAGCAACUGUAACUUAUAUCGCCUUGGAAAAAAGAAGGGACUGCCCAGUCGCAUGGUUGUGUCGAUUUUUGAUCCUCCGGUCAAUUGGCUUCCUCCUGGUUACAUAGUAAACCAGGACAAGAGCAAUACUGAUAAGUGGGAGAAAGAUGAAAUGACAAAGGAAAACAUGUUGGCUAAUGGUAAACUUGAUGAUUAUAACGAUGAUGAAGAGAAUGAAGACCUAAUGUGGAGAUCGCCCAAGGAAGAAACAGACUUUGAAGAUGAUUUUCUGGAGUAUGAUCAGGAGCAUAUCAAAUUCAUUGAUAAUAUGUUAAUGGGAUCAGGGGCUUUUGUGAAGAAAAUUUCGCUCUCACACUUUUCAACCACUGAUUCAAACUAUGAAUGGAAAGCACCCAAAAAGUCAUCCCUGGGUAAUGUUCAGUGUUCAUCAGAUUUUGAUGAUUUUGACUAUAGCUCUUGGGAUGCUAUGUGCUAUCUGGAUCCUAGCAAGGCUGUUGAAGAGGAUGAUUUCGUAGUGGGCUUCUGGAAUCCCUCAGAAGAAAACUGUGGUGUUGAUGCAGGAAAACAGUCAAUCUCAUAUGACUUGCAUACGGAGCAGUGUAUUGCUGAUAAGAGCAUUGCAGACUGUGUGGAAGCCCUGCUGGGCUGCUAUCUGACCAGCUGUGGUGAAAGAGCUGCUCAGCUUUUCCUGUGUUCAUUGGGGCUGAAGGUGCUCCCUGUAAUUAAAAAGACUGAUUGGGAAGGCACUUUAUGUGCUACGAGAGAGAACUGUAACAGUGAGCAGAAAACUAUUUCACCAAACUCUGUUUCUGCUUCUGUAGCUAAUUCAGAGCCUUCUCUGUGUAAAGACCUGGAGUAUGGCUGUUUGAAGAUUCCACCGAGGUGUAUGUUUGAUCACCCAGAUGCUGAAAAAACCCUUAAUCACCUUAUUUCUGGUUUUGAAAACUUUGAGAAGAAAAUAAAUUACAGUUUUAAGAACAAGGCUUACCUUCUUCAGGCAUUUACUCAUGCCUCCUACCAUUAUAAUACCAUUACUGAUUGUUACCAGCGCUUAGAAUUCCUGGGAGAUGCAAUUUUGGACUACCUCAUAACCAAGCACCUUUAUGAAGACCCACGGCAACACUCUCCAGGAGUUCUUACUGACCUACGUUCUGCUCUAGUCAAUAAUACCAUUUUUGCAUCAUUAGCUGUAAAGUAUGACUACCACAAGUACUUCAAAGCUGUCUCUCCUGAACUGUUUCAUGUUAUUGAUGACUUUGUGCAGUUUCAAAUGGAAAAGAAUGAAAUGCAAGGAAUGGAUUCUGAGCUCAGAAGAUCAGAAGAAGAUGAAGAAAAAGAGGAAGACAUUGAAGUACCAAAGGCCAUGGGGGAUAUAUUUGAGUCCCUUGCUGGUGCCAUUUAUAUGGAUAGUGGAAUGUCUUUGGAAAUGGUUUGGCAAGUGUACUAUCCAAUGAUGAGGCCAUUAAUAGAAAAAUUUUCUGCUAAUGUGCCCCGUUCCCCAGUGCGAGAAUUGCUGGAGAUGGAGCCGGAGACAGCCAAAUUCAGUCCUGCAGAAAGAACUUACGAUGGAAAGGUCAGAGUUACAGUGGAAGUUGUAGGAAAGGGAAAGUUUAAAGGUGUUGGCAGAAGCUACAGGAUUGCCAAAUCUGCAGCUGCGAGAAGAGCACUACGAAGCCUCAAAGCAAAUCAACCUCAGGUCCCAAACAGCUGAGACUCCUCUUAAAACUAAACGAAAUGGGGGGAAAAAAAUCACAUACAAUUAAAGCAAGCUUAAAAAAAUGUUGAUGUUGAGAGGAACAAAUUGGAAGACAGAAUUUAAAGUUUGAUAACAGAAUAGAUAACAAAACAUUUAACAUGUAUAAAAUUUUGGAACUAAUUGUAGUUAUAGUUUUUUGCGCAAACACAAUCUUGUCUUCUUUCCUCACUUCUGCUUUGUUUAAUCACGAGAGUGCUUUAAUGAUGACAUUUAGCAAGUGUUCAGAAUAAUUGUUGUCAGGUCUUUUUGGUUUACUUUUAUUGUCAGUACAGCUUUGCUUAGUGUUAGAAGGCGAGGGAGCUUAUGCCUAAUGCAGUUGCUAGAUUUAUAUAUAGUAAUCUUGAAAUUCUUCAAUCUGUGCACUAGUGCCAGUCAUAAAGCAGUUGAUAAACUGUACUGGAUGAUUGGGUAUAAGAAAGAUUAAGUGUGCCAGUAUUCUCCUUUUUAUUUUCUUUUUUUUUUUUUCUCUACGUGUCAUCUUUUUACAUUAAGAUGACAUUCCCAAUCAUUAUUGCACUUAUUUGUUAGGGACAGAUUUUAAUUGAAAUGGCUGGCAUACUGAUAGAGUGAAACUUCAGUUUCCUUAUGCCACACAGUCUUGCAUAAAAAAAGGUUCUUGCCUUAAAAAUAAAUAAACCCUCAUUAAUAAUCUUUAUUUUCUGAUCUCUUUUGGAACAAACUGUUUUACAUUCCCUUCAUUUUGUUAUGCAUUUUACAAUGAUACAGCUCUAUAUUUACAGUACAACUCAUUACUAUAGCUGUGACUUAUUACAGGAUUAUAAUAGAAAUUAUAUUCAUAUAUAUGUAAUUAGGUUAUUUUUAACAAUUCUGAGGAGGUGGUUAGUCUACAGUUUUUUUUAUACCAUAAACAAAAUAUGGUCUUUGGCUAAAAUUCCAGUUUUACACAAACCUGCAAGCUAGAUAGUUCCAAUACUGGAAACAGCAACAAAUAAUUGCACAGUGCAAACUGUCACUCUAACAAAAUAACCUUAGACAUAUCACACCUAAGAUAUGCUGCAGAUUUUAUAGUCAAUUGGUUACGUAUUUAACAAACAGAGCACCUUUACACUUAGAGAUAUUUCCACGUAAAUUUCUUACUGUACUUUUCAGAGUUGCAUGCAUAUUUCAUCUACCAAAGCUGUGCUGUUAAAUAACAUGAAAGUUGAUGUUUGAGAUAUAACUGCCGUACUUUUGAUACAUCUGUGAUUUAGGUCCUUAAUUUAGAGAAACUAGCUCAUUGGUGUUUUGGUCUACCAGGAGUACAGGGGGGGGAAAUCAUACUUUUAUUUUUUAGGCUUUGCCUAUACUUCUUUAAUUAGAUUUUCGUAGGCACUCUUCACUUAAAUACCUCAGUUCUUUUUUUCUUUUCUUUUUCCUUUUUGUUUUUGCAUGCAUUGUUUUUUUUCUGUUUUGGUGCUAUGUUUAUAUAUUAUGCUUGAAAUUUUAAUUUUUUGCACUGUAACUAUAAUACCUCUUAAUUUACCUUUUAAAAAAGCUGUGGGUCUCUUAUUCCCACCAGUAUCAGUAGAGGUUUGCUGCAAUUUUGCCCUGUUAAUUAUGCUUGAAGUUUGAGAAAGCAGAGCAAGGUGUUUUAACGUUUUCCAGCACAAUAGUUUGAACUUGAUGCUGUGUCUUAUGUAUUAAAUUACAAAUAAAUACUGUAUUUCCUGCUUUUAAACCAUAUUCCUUUCCUCACAAAUGCACACUAAAACAAAACAAAAACUGUCAGCUCUUGCUUUCUUAAUAAAGAAAUAAAAUAAAUGCCUUAGUGACAAGGGGCAGACAUUAAGCUUUUCUGAAAUACAGUUUUCAAAAGUUCGUAUAUUUUCUAUCUCAGUAAUUUUUCAUUCUGUGACAAGGACCAUUCUUGUAUUUGAAAGCGGCUUGUUAUAGUAGUCAGACCAAUAACUAAAAUAUAGCUUAUAAAAAAUUCUAGCAUUUGUUUGGUACUUCAGUCAUGAAAAUAUAACAAGGAUAUAAGACCUGCAAGUGUAAAUGAUAUGGAACAGUAAAAACAUGCAUUCUAAAUUUUCAAAUCCAAAUUGCUUUGUGUUAGCUGUUUAAAAAUUUUUUUUAAAACAAGUUACUGAUUUAAGCUAUAGCUCUCUCUUUCUGGUAGGACUGAAGUUUCUUAGAGAAAAUACAUGAUUAGUGAUGUUAGCAAUUCUAUGUUUUUGGCCAGACAUCAAUCACUAGAUUAAAUCAGACCAUCUAGAAAGUCUUAAGUAGUUUUAAUUGCAUUAUGAAAAACUAAAAUUUAGGUUAGUCUUUGAACACCUAAAGUUUCUUACUGAUACAAGGUUGUAGAUUCUCAGGGGUUUCAGGUAAUUGUUAGCAGUAAAGUGCUUACAGAGUGCUUGGAUGCAAAGAAAAUUAACUGAACUUACUCUGUGUUUCAGAAUAGUUUAAUGAUCACUUUGUUACUAGAUAAAGCCUAUGAAUUGGAAAUCUGAAAUGUGUAGUGGCUGACUAUAGUUUCUGCUGCUGAUGCGUUUUUAAAUGCGUUUUAAAUGCCACAAUUUUUUCCAGUGUGACCUCAUUGAAAUAUUUUUUUAUCCUUUUGAGACAGAAAACCCACAUUAGUUUCCAUGUUAUGCAUCUGUGUGUUUUACCCUACAGUUGUUAUGAUUUUGAUACUGGACAGUGUAUGCUAUUAAAGACCUAAAUCUGAUCAUUUGAAGGUUGGGAUAGAAGUCACUUGACAUGCUAUAAGCACAAGUGUAAGUGGACUGUUGCAGCCCAUCUUCAAAAGCAACCACACAGGCUCAUCAUAUAUAGUGUGGGGGUUAAUUGGCAUGAACCUUGGUUUUUUUAAUCUAAGUCCUGUUAUACUGUACUUUAAACAGUCCUCCUAACUAUGCUGCGUUUUUAUUUUUAUGGCUUUUUUUUUGCGCUGUUCUGUUCAUGUAGCACAAAUAAGCAUUGCACUUGGUACCAUGCUUUACCUCAUUUCAAGGAAAAAAUGCUUAACAGAGAGGAAAAAUGUGGUUUGGCCUUGCUGCUGUUCUGAUUUACUGAAUUUGAAAAAGAUAGUUUUAAUGCCUGCAAUGUGUCAUUUACUUGCACAACUUAAAUAGGUCAUUUUGUAACGUCUGUGGCAUUUUUACUGUAUGUGGAAAAAUACAACAAAGAUGUGUAACAACUCUUGAUUGUAUUUUAAAGCUAUUAUUUUUCUACUGCAUCAUUUUACUGUUACGUGAAGUAAUUAAAAUUAGAAUGACCUCUGACUGACACUCCAGUAAUUAUCUCUGAACAAACCAACAUAUUACACAUAUAAUGUAGUUUUUGGGAAAAGACAGCCCCUAGUAACUUGGUCAACCUCAACUAAAUCUGUGCUCAGUCUGAAUACUGAGUGCCCAGUAGCGACUUCUGAAGUGUUUGUUCAGCUUGAUGCUGCUAAAGUCCAUACAGAAAAAAAGCCUACUAUUUUUAAGUCUCUUUACACAAUAGUAUGUUGUGACUGCUGAGUACAGAACUUGGACAAGAACUAGUUUUGGUGCUGGGGAGGAAUAUAAUAGUGGCCCAGCAGUGAGGCACUGGAUCCUCAGCUGGUGCAAAUUGAUGUGGUAUCAUUUUAAUCAAUGGAACUGCAUUCUUUUACACACAUGAAAAUCUUGUGCUUGUACGUAUGUUGCAGAGUUUGGGUUUUCCUCCUUGUAAGCCAAUACAGAACCGUCAACUGGAAAAUGUGGUUUUUAUGUUACUGCAUAUGACAUAACAUGCUACAUACUCUAUGCAUUUAUCUGUUUAGAAAGUGAAAUCUUUGUAUCCUAGUCACAGCAGCACAAAUGACAAAUGGCAUCGUGGUCUGCUGUGAUACUGCACUUGCCUCUGCCUGACAAUAUUCUGGGUUUGUAUGUUUUGGAUGGGUUCUUCAUGAAAACAUUCUCGUGGAAAUCUCUGCAUUUAUUACAUGAGAGAAGCAAGAAGCAUUUUGAUUUUUGAUACUGAAUUACUGACAUUGAUCCUUUUCCAAUUGCUCAAAUUUUCAAGAAGUUAAUUUCUUUACUUUCAUAUUAGGUUUUAAACUUAAAACACUACAGUUCAUGACCAUGAAAUGUAAUCUAAAUAUCAACUGUAAAUCUGAAUUAUGUUAGCAAAUAUCUAGAGGUCAUUGUAGUAUACUCCACUAGCAGUUAAAAUUAAUUUCUGUCAAAGCUAACUACAUUUCUUAAAAAUAAAUUUUAUCCAAUAAAGUCCUUGGGUUUUUUCCCCUCUUUUAUUUGAAUGGCAACCACAGACUACUUUAAUUGCUUUGUAGAUGCACUCAGAAUUUACUGCAGCAGCAAGUUGGAGAGAAAAAUGUUUGUGAACAAUAAUUGGAAAUUGCAGGCAUUUUUAUUGUAAAUAGUUUGACUGAAAAGAUGGUUAAAAUCAAGUAGAAUGAAUAACAAAUAUAAUUUGAUGGACAAUAAAAUAUUUACCAUCACAUGCUGCAGCUGUCUUUAAGGGACAUAAAAUGUAAUUCAUUCAUACUGUAAUCAUGCUGCAGAAGUUUGCAAUCUGCACCUUAUGGAUCACAAUUACCUUUAAUAGUUUUUUGUAAUAAUUGUAGCUGAGUAUAUCUCCAAUAAAGUUAUGGUCUGUUCACCUUG
Pipra filicauda (Wire-tailed manakin) is the source of this 12659-nucleotide messenger RNA. It is a transcript of the gene DICER1, whose product is annotated as dicer 1, ribonuclease III. The transcript has 27 exons. Gene Ontology annotation, biological process: apoptotic DNA fragmentation; pre-miRNA processing; siRNA processing. Gene Ontology annotation, cellular component: RISC complex; cytoplasm; nucleus. Lineage: Eukaryota; Metazoa; Chordata; Aves; Passeriformes; Pipridae. The record is from RefSeq and is a predicted model, not a curated record. The coding region runs from base 2254 to 8019 and encodes 1921 amino acids. Gene Ontology annotation, molecular function: ribonuclease III activity; protein binding; RNA binding.